AUGCCUUCAACAUCUGAUCUACAAGAUCCCAAGGAAUAUCAGAAAAUAUUCCAUUGGGCUGAGACUCAAAAAGAUGCCACUAUUCCUUCUUUCAAUACACGGAAGAAUGAUCCGUACAAAUAUCAAGAAGGAUUCGGAAACCACUUCUCUUCAGAGGCAAUUCCAGGGACCAUUCCGCACGGUCAGAACUCUCCUCGCAAUGUACGCUUCGGUCUCUACGCAGAACAAGUAACCGCUACCGCGUUCGUCGCUCCACGACAUGCAAACAAGAAGGCCUGGCUUUAUCGGGCGCGCCCUGCCGUGGCUCAUCAGGGAUUCACUGAACUCCCAGACAACAAAGACAGCGAGUCCUGCUUCCUUCCGUUAAACCCUAAGAUCCAUGUUUCGCCCACUCAAUUGGCCUGGCUGCCCACAGAUAUUCCGGAAGAAGAGACCGACUUUGUCAGCGGUCUCCGCACUUUUGCUGGCUCUGGUGAUCCCACCUUAAGAGAGGGCCUAGCGACUCAUGUAUACGUUGCCAACAAGAGCAUGACAAAAAAGGCAUUUGUCAACUCUGACGGCGAGUUCCUUAUCGUCCCGGAAAAGGGUGCCCUUGAUAUCCAGACUGAAUUCGGUCCUCUAUUCGUGCAACCCGGAGAGAUUGUCGUCAUUCAGCGUGGACUUAGGUUCCGUGUUGAAUUGCCUGAUGGACCUUCUCGAGGCUACAUUCUCGAGGUUUGGGGUACUACUUUUGAGCUUCCAGAGUUGGGCCCCUUGGGUGCCAAUGGACUUGCCAAUUCGCGAGACUUCCUUACUCCUACAGCUCAGUAUGAGGUCGUUAGAGAGCCAUGGGAGAUUGUGUAUAAGCUUGGAGGAAAGUUCUUCAAGAGCACGCAGAACCAUUCGCCUUUUGAUGUUGUUGCAUGGCAUGGAAACUACGUCCCUUAUAAAUACGAUUUGACAAAAUUCGUCAAUGUCGGUUCUAUCUCUGUUGAUCAUAUCGAUCCAUCCAUUUUCUGCGUCUUGACAGCCAAAUCUCGAGACCUCACAAGUCCUCUAGCUGACUUCUUGAUUUUCUCGCCACGUUGGGAUGUCGCUUCUCAUACUUAUCGCCCGCCAUACUACCAUCGUAACGCCGCUUCUGAACUCAUGGGCCUUAUCUAUGGAGAAUAUGGCGGCCGAUCAGAUGAAUUCAUGCCAGGUAGCAUCUCCUUCGAGUGCGGUAUGGUCCCCCAUGGCGUCGCCUACGAACAAUUCAAAGAAGCCACCGAAUCAGCACCACCAGUAAUGCAAAUCUCACCAGCCUCAAUUGCAUUCAUGUUUGAGUCUUCACGCCCAUUCACAAUCACAGAUUAUGCAUGGAACUCGAGUAAGAAGCACGAACAUGAGCCUAAGAUGUGGGAUAAUUUGGUGGACAACUUUUCGAGUCAUAAGAAGGAGAUCGAUGAGAUCUUGGUCAAGGGGCUUGAGAAGUUGAAGCUUAAUGGAUCUUCGUGA
Messenger RNA from Talaromyces stipitatus ATCC 10500, 1476 nucleotides. Its product is annotated as homogentisate 1,2-dioxygenase, putative. Gene Ontology annotation, biological process: L-phenylalanine catabolic process. Bases 1 to 1476 code for a protein of 491 amino acids. Gene Ontology annotation, molecular function: homogentisate 1,2-dioxygenase activity. Gene Ontology annotation, cellular component: cytoplasm. The transcript has 7 exons. NCBI's taxonomy places the organism in Eukaryota, Fungi, Ascomycota, Eurotiomycetes, Eurotiales, Trichocomaceae. The record is from RefSeq and is a predicted model, not a curated record.